CCGCGAAGGGGUGUGCGUUUUGAAGGUUGUAUGAAGCUAAACACCACCGCAGACAAGAGCAGUCGCCACUUGCCUUGACAUCAACCCGGGACAAGCCUCUGAAGCCGGGGCGGAGCACAGCCCAAGUCUUCCCUCACACCCCGCCCCGCUCUGCUCUCAUCCUCCUUCUGGGCUUGAGCCCCCCGACCGACCAAGGUCUUGUCAUCCCGGGGACACGGUGGAACAGCCCCAGACGCGGACGUUAAUAUCAAAAAGUUAAAAACGCAUAGGGCGCGCGGCAAAAUGCAAUGUGUCUGCAGCGCGGCUUCUCUUCAAGGUCAGCAUCCGAGCACCGCCGCCCCACGGACGCGUUCUUUCUCGGGCAGUCGGAGGGAAGAAGAGGCGUGGAUGGGAUGCCGCUGUGUCUCGCUCGCCUCCAGCAUCAACGACGUUUCAACGAGGAGAACAUUGAUAGGAGGCACUGACACAGAAACGUGUGGAACCACGUUGUAAAAACAACAACAACAACAACAACAACAACAACAAACAACCACCACCGACUCGCCGAGGCUGGCUUUUAACAGCCGAGUUGUCUGAAACAAAACUCUCAAACAUCUUGGCGUUUCCUGCUUUCUCUCAACGGCCUGCGAGGCUGGGACUGUUUACCUGGCUAAAGGCAGCAGCGCUGUCAGUCAAGCUAGCCUCACGUCACCGGACGUUUGGGUCGGUUAGAACUAGUCCAACCGACCGUUAAAGUCACUUCCCCCGGUUGAGAGUACGUUAACGUACGUUAACUAACGUAACAUUACAAAGUUGCGUUCAACUCCCUCGAACUUGCUUGGGUUUACAAGCGGACUUUUAUUAUCUCCUUUCUUUUCAAAUUACAUCGCUUUUUUCUUGUUUUUUUGGGGGGUUUCGACAACAUGCCUUCGAGGACAGGUUCACACGGCCGAGUCGGCACCGGUAGGAGUUUACCGGAGCGGGGACUGCUCCUGCUGGUUGUUUUGGUGUUACUCGAGGGCUCCGUGCGUCCUCUCGGAGCCGCCAGCUCUCCGGAUACGGGCCGCCAGGAAGAGUUGGACACCCGCAAAACCACCGAAAGAGAGAACUACACUAAAAAGGCUUUCCCUGUGCUCAGCCUCGACUACCAUCACAUACACACUCCCUUUGAAAUCUCGCUAUGGGUGCUGCUGGCCUCGUUGAUGAAAUUAGGGUUCCACCUGAUUCCUCGCCUGUCCGGUAUUGUGCCAGAGAGCUGCCUGUUGAUUGUGGUUGGUCUGCUUGUGGGGGGGCUCAUCAAACUAGCCGGGGAAAAGGUCCCCCCAGUGCUGGACUCCAAAUUGUUCUUCCUCUGCCUGCUGCCACCCAUCAUCCUGGAUGCCGGCUACUUCCUGCCUAUCCGUCCCUUCAUGGAGAACCUGGGCACGAUCCUGAUGUUUGCUGUCGUGGGGACCUUGUGGAACGCCUUCUUCGUCGGAGGUCUGCUGUAUGCUGUGUGCCAGAUCCAGCCUGGCAACUAUUCCGACCUCCACCAGCUCGAGCUCCUACCCUGUCUGCUGUUCGCCUCCAUCAUCUCAGCUGUGGAUCCUGUUGCCGUGCUGGCCGUGUUUGAGGAGAUCCACAUCAAUGAACUGUUGCACAUUCUGGUGUUUGGCGAAUCUCUGCUCAACGAUGCUGUCACUGUGGUGUUAUACCAUCUGUUUGAGGAGUAUUCAGGUGCCGGCACGGUGACGAUAUUGGACUGUGUCCUGGGAGUCAUCUCCUUCCUGGUGGUUUCGUUAGGUGGCGUUCUUGUGGGAGUUAUCUAUGGGUUCCUGGCCGCCUUCACCUCACGCUUCACCUCCCACACACGUGUCAUAGAGCCACUUUUUGUCUUCGUGUACAGCUACAUGGCCUACCUGUCAGCUGAGAUGUUCCACCUCUCUGGCAUCAUGUCGUUAAUAGCUUGUGGAGCGACGAUGCGACCCUAUGUGGAGGCCAACAUAUCCCACAAGUCCCACACCACCAUCAAGUACUUCCUGAAAAUGUGGAGCAGCGUCAGUGAAACACUGAUCUUCAUCUUUCUGGGUGUGGCCACGGUGGACGGACCUCACCUCUGGAACUGGACCUUCGUCACCGUCACUGUCAUUCUGUGUCUGGUGUCACGGGUCAUAGGUGUGGUUGGUCUGACCUACGUGAUCAACAAGUUCCGCAUCGUCAAGCUGACGACCAAGGACCAGUUCAUUGUGGCCUACGGUGGCCUGCGAGGUGCCAUCGCCUUCUCUCUUGGCUUCCUGCUUGACAAGAAGCACUUUCCCAUGAGGGAGAUGUUCCUGACUGCCAUCAUCACCGUUAUCUUCUUCACGGUCUUUGUUCAGGGCAUGACCAUCAAGCCCCUUGUGGAGCUUCUGGCAGUGAAGAAGAAACAGGAGGCCAAGCGGACGAUUAAUGAGGAGAUCCACACCCAGUUCCUUGACCACCUUCUAACUGGAAUCGAGGACAUUGUGGGACACUAUGGACACCAUCACUGGAAGGACAGAGUAUGAACUUAACAAUUGAACCGCUUCAACAAGAAGUAUGUGAAGAAGUUCCUGAUCGCCGGCGAACGCUCCAGGGAGCCGCAGCUCAUCGCCUUCUACCACAAGAUGGAGAUGAAACAGGCCAUUGAGAUGGUGGAGAGCGGGGGAGGAGUCAAGCUGCCAGCUGCUUUACCCUCCACAGUUUCCCAUGCAGAACAUCCAGCCCAAGAAGCCUCCGCCUGCCAAGCCCGCAGAGAGAGCUCUGUCGCAGCUGCCGAAAGAGGCCGAGAGGAGGAGAUCAGGAAGAUCCUCAGGAGCAACCUGCAGAGGACACGACUGAGGCUGCGCUCCUACAACAGACACACACGUGCUGAUCCGUUCGAGGACGGCUUCGGUGACUUCAUCAUCAAGAAGCAACAGAUGAUUGAUCUGGAGAAGAAGAUUACAGACAUGAAUAACUACCUGACGGUGCCUGCUGCUCCGCCUGACUCCCCGACCAUGUGUAGAGCCAGACUGGCCUCAGACCCGCAAGCCUACAUGAAGCCGGCGUCGGACAGCGUGCCGACCAUCCAGGUGGACCUGGCCUCUCCAUCAGUCUCCACUACCAUCAACCUGAUGGAUGAGUUAAGAGCGCCCAAGAAGAACAAGCAGCAGGAGGUGGACCAGGGCCUGAUGAUGAAGUCGCCCUCAGGCGAGGGGGACGCAGGCCGAGAGCAGAAGAUGACGAGGUGCCUGAGCGACCCCGGCCCCAGCGCGGACGAGGACGAGGACGAACCCUUCCUGCCUUGAUACAGCAGCCUGGAUAUGGAGGGGGCAGGGGGGA
Molecule: messenger RNA, 3300 nt
Organism: Cyclopterus lumpus (lumpfish)
Lineage: Eukaryota; Metazoa; Chordata; Actinopteri; Perciformes; Cyclopteridae
Gene: slc9a1a
Product: solute carrier family 9 member A1a
Biological process (GO): regulation of pH; proton transmembrane transport; sodium ion transport
Cellular component (GO): membrane
Molecular function (GO): sodium:proton antiporter activity
Source: RefSeq, a predicted model, not a curated record